Peromyscus leucopus (white-footed mouse) is the source of this 1583-nucleotide messenger RNA. RefSeq names its product cyclin G1 (gene Ccng1). Gene Ontology annotation, molecular function: cyclin-dependent protein serine/threonine kinase regulator activity. The coding region runs from base 265 to 1149 and encodes 294 amino acids. Lineage: Eukaryota; Metazoa; Chordata; Mammalia; Rodentia; Cricetidae. The record is from RefSeq and is a predicted model, not a curated record. Gene Ontology annotation, cellular component: nucleus; cyclin-dependent protein kinase holoenzyme complex; cytoplasm. Gene Ontology annotation, biological process: regulation of cyclin-dependent protein serine/threonine kinase activity; mitotic cell cycle phase transition. The transcript is spliced from 6 exons.
CCCGCGAGCCAGCCCGGUCCCCGGCCUGUCUCCCAGCUGCCGGGCACCGCUCUUUCGCUGCGCGCUGACCCCCGGGAACGCCGCGCCAAUUUAGGGCGCUGCGGGACCCGCUACCCGGGACGCCCGUCCCUCCCCGGGCCUCUGCUCGCUUGCCCGCCCGCGAGUCCGUUCCCCUCGUCGGCCUCUCGGAUCGGGGACGUAGGGCGAGCUGAGAGCAGGCCCGGGGAGGGUGGUGACCACCGCGGAGGAGCUGUGGCUGUCAAGAUGAUAGAGGUACUGACAACUGACUCUCAGAAACUGCUACACCAGCUGAACACCCUGUUGGAACAGGAGUCUAGAUGUCAGCCAAAGGUCUGCGGCUUGAAACUAAUUGAGUCGGCACAUGAUAAUGGCCUUAGAAUGACUGCAAGACUCAGGGACUUUGAAGUGAAAGACCUACUCAGUCUAACCCAGUUCUUUGGCUUCGACACGGAGACAUUUUCCCUAGCUGUGAAUUUACUGGACAGAUUCUUGUCUAAAAUGAAGGUACAGGCAAAGCAUCUUGGGUGUGUUGGACUGAGCUGCUUUUAUUUGGCUGUCAAAUCGAUAGAAGAGGAAAGGAAUGUCCCAUUGGCUACUGAUUUGAUCCGAAUAAGUCAGUAUAGGUUCACGGUUUCCGACUUGAUGAGAAUGGAAAAGAUUGUGUUGGAGAAAGUAUGUUGGAAAGUCAAAGCUACUACUGCCUUUCAAUUUCUGCAACUCUAUUACUCACUCAUUCAAGAGAACUUGCCAUUUGAAAGGAGGAACGAUCUUAAUUUUGAAAGACUAGAAGCCCAACUUAAGGCAUGCCACUGCAGGAUCAUAUUUUCUAAGGCAAAGCCUUCUGUGCUGGCAUUGUCUAUCAUUGCUUUGGAGAUCCAAGCACUGAAGUAUGUAGAGUUAACAGAAGGAAUCGAAUGUAUUCAGAAACAUUCCAAGAUAAAUGGCCGAGAUUUGACCUUUUGGCAAGAGCUUGUAUCCAAGUGUUUAACUGAGUAUUCAUCAAACAAGUGUUCCAAGCCAAACGUUCAGAAGUUGAAGUGGAUCGUGUCUGGACGCACUGCCCGGCAACUGAGGCACAGUUACUACAGAAUAACGCACCUCCCAACAAUCCCGGAAACAGCUUCUUAGCUGGCAAAUCUGGUUGUUAUCCUCUCUAUACAGAAAAUUUUCCAGUGUGAUAAUUUUCUUUUACAACUGAAGAAUUGAAAUACUAUCUUCAAUAUAAACAAUAUGGGAUUAAAAUAGUAAAGGGAAAAAUGACUGUUGAUCUAGUUAGUGAAUAUUGGAAGGCAUUUACCAUGUCAAUGCACAGCAGUCUCAAGAGAAAGGACUUAGCAAACCUCUAUAUGUUAACACUUUUGUCAAAUUAUUAGCUUAGGAAAGAGAAUCCUCCAAACCUGAAUUUAUAAAAGCAGUUAAUGAAAUAAUAUUUUUUAAAUUACAUAUCACCUCACUGUAGCUUAUUUAAAGUUACUUAAACCCAAGCAGAAGGAUGAAACAAAAAGUUUGACCCACAUAUGAACAAAUUCAAGUCCUUUUGUUGAUUAAGAAAACAUAGAAAA